GGAAGGGGUGGGAAUUUGAGGAGGAGGCUACCCUCUGAUUAUUAUUUUUAUUUUUUUAAAUCAUUAUUAUUUUCGCCGUGCAAGAAGGACGCUCGGAAUUCACCGGCUUGUCGGCUCCCGGGAGGGACCCGGGGAUUGUGCCGUCGCUUUUUUCCUCCCCCUCCCCUGUGGUUGGCUUGUUUGUUUGUUUUGAUUUGGGGUUUUUUUUUUCGUUUUUAUUCUUAUUUUCCGUUUUCCGCUGAGCAGCGGCGGCGGCAGCAGCAAUAUGGCUGGUGAUGGGUUUUUUGGGGGGCGCUGGCGGCGGGAGGAGCUCUCGGAAGCCCCUGCGCGCCCGGCUCGCUGUUAGCUAUGGCAAAUGGCAGCGGCGGCGGCGGCGGCGGCGUUAGAAUGAGUAACAAUAUCAACGCGAACAAUCUCAACACAGACUCGUCCUCUUCCCCCGUCAAUGUGCCCAAGAUGGAUGCGCUCAUCAUCCCGGUGACCAUGGAGGUGCCCUGCGAUAGCCGCGGACAGCGCAUGUGGUGGGCUUUCCUCGCGUCGUCCAUGGUCACUUUCUUUGGGGGACUGUUUAUCAUCCUACUGUGGAGGACCCUCAAGUACCUGUGGACUGUCUGCUGCCACUGCGGGGUCAAAAACAAGGAGGCCCAGAAGAUCAAUGGUGGUGGAGAUACACAGGCAGAUGGGGCCUGCAAACCUACAGAUGAAAAAGAGGAGAAUGUGGCAGCAGAAGUGGGAUGGAUGACCUCUGUGAAGGAUUGGGCAGGAGUCAUGAUAUCUGCCCAGACAUUAACUGGCAGAGUUCUUGUUGUAUUAGUCUUCGCUCUUAGUAUUGGUGCUCUUGUAAUAUACUUCAUAGAUUCAUCAAACCCAAUAGAAUCCUGUCAGAAUUUCUACAAAGAUUUCACAUUACAGAUCGACAUGGCUUUCAAUGUGUUCUUCCUACUCUACUUCGGCUUGCGUUUCAUAGCAGCCAAUGACAAGCUGUGGUUUUGGCUUGAAGUUAACUCGGUAGUAGAUUUCUUCACAGUUCCUCCAGUGUUUGUGUCAGUAUAUUUAAACAGAAGUUGGCUUGGCUUAAGAUUUUUAAGAGCCCUUAGACUGAUACAGUUUUCAGAAAUUUUGCAGUUUCUGAAUAUCCUUAAAACAAGUAAUUCCAUCAAGCUAGUGAAUCUGUGCUCUAUAUUUAUCAGCACAUGGCUGACAGCAGCUGGCUUCAUACAUUUGGUGGAGAACUCAGGGGAUCCAUGGGAAAAUUUCCAAAAUAACCAACCGCUUACAUAUUGGGAAUGUGUUUAUUUACUAAUGGUUACUAUGUCCACUGUUGGUUAUGGAGAUGUUUAUGCAAAAACAACCCUUGGUCGCCUUUUCAUGGUCUUCUUCAUCCUUGGGGGAUUGGCCAUGUUUGCCAGCUACGUCCCUGAAAUCAUAGAGUUAAUAGGAAACCGCAAGAAAUAUGGUGGUUCCUAUAGUGCGGUUAGUGGAAGAAAGCACAUAGUUGUCUGUGGUCAUAUAACACUGGAAAGUGUGUCCAACUUCCUGAAGGACUUCCUGCACAAGGAUAGGGAUGAUGUGAACGUAGAAAUCGUCUUUCUGCAUAAUAUCUCCCCUAACCUUGAGCUGGAAGCUCUUUUUAAACGACACUUCACUCAGGUGGAAUUUUAUCAGGGUUCAGUCCUAAAUCCCCAUGACCUGGCAAGAGUAAAGAUAGAGUCAGCAGAUGCGUGCCUAAUCCUUGCCAAUAAAUACUGCGCUGACCCAGAUGCUGAAGAUGCCUCCAACAUUAUGAGAGUCAUUUCCAUAAAGAAUUAUCAUCCGAAGAUAAGAAUUAUCACUCAAAUGUUACAGUAUCACAAUAAGGCCCAUCUGCUAAAUAUUCCAAGCUGGAAUUGGAAAGAAGGGGAUGAUGCAAUUUGUCUUGCUGAGCUCAAGCUGGGUUUCAUAGCUCAGAGCUGCCUGGCACCAGGCCUUUCAACAAUGUUAGCCAACCUCUUCUCUAUGAGGUCGUUCAUAAAGAUUGAGGAGGAUACGUGGCAGAAAUACUAUCUGGAAGGAGUUGCAAAUGAAAUGUAUACAGAAUAUCUAUCUAGUGCCUUUGUGGGUUUGUCCUUCCCUGCAGUUUGUGAAUUGGUGUUUGCGAAACUUAAGCUCUUAAUGAUAGCCAUAGAAUACAAGUCGGAAAAGCGAGAAAGCAGUAUAUUAAUCAAUCCUGGAAACCAUGUCAAGAUUCAAGAGGGUACUUUAGGAUUCUUCAUUGCAAGUGAUGCCAAAGAAGUAAAAAGGGCAUUUUUUUACUGCAAGGCUUGUCACGAUGACAUCACAGAUCCCAAAAGGAUAAAAAAAUGUGGCUGCAAACGGCUUGAAGAUGAGCAGCCGUCAACACUAUCACCCAAAAAAAAGCAGCGAAAUGGAGGCAUGCGAAAUUCUCCCAACUCCUCACCCAAACUGAUGAGGCAUGACCCCUUGUUAAUUCCUGGCAAUGAACAGAUUGACAACAUGGAUGCCAAUGUGAAAAAAUAUGACUCCACAGGGAUGUUUCAUUGGUGUCCAGCCAAGGACAUUGAAAAGGUCAUUCUGACUCGAAGUGAAGCAGCGAUGACAGUUUUAAGUGGACAUGUAGUUGUCUGCAUAUUUGGGGACGUUAAAUCUGCCUUGAUUGGAUUAAGAAAUUUAGUGAUGCCAUUACGAGCCAGCAACUUUCACUACCAUGAACUCAAGCACAUUGUGUUUGUGGGUUCACUUGAAUACCUGAGAAGGGAAUGGGAGACACUGCAUAACUUCCCCAAGGUUUCAAUCUUGCCUGGUACGCCAUUAAGUCGGGCUGAUUUAAGGGCUGUCAACAUCAACCUCUGCGACAUGUGCGUUAUCCUGUCAGCCAAUCAGAAUAAUAUUGAUGAUGCUUCGCUGCAGGACAAGGAAUGCAUCUUGGCGUCACUCAACAUCAAAUCUAUGCAGUUUGAUGACAGCAUUGGGGUCUUGCAGGCUAAUUCCCAAGGCUUUACACCUCCAGGGAUGGAUAGGUCAUCUCCAGACAACAGUCCAGUCCAUGGCCUGUUACGUCAACCCUCCAUUACAACAGGAGCCAACAUCCCUAUUAUAACAGAGCUAGUGAAUGAUUCAAAUGUUCAGUUCUUGGACCAAGAUGAUGAUGAUGACCCAGACACAGAACUGUAUCUCACACAGCCCUUUGCAUGUGGAACUGCAUUUGCUGUCAGUGUGCUGGAUUCCCUCAUGAGCGCAACAUACUUCAAUGACAAUAUCCUCACACUGAUACGGACAUUGGUAACAGGAGGAGCCACACCAGAGCUGGAAGCACUGAUUGCUGAGGAGAAUGCAUUGAGGGGAGGUUACAGCACGCCCCAGACACUUGCAAACAGGGACAGGUGUCGAGUUGCACAGCUGGCUUUGUAUGAUGGGCCGUUUGCAGACCUAGGGGAUGGAGGUUGUUAUGGAGAUCUAUUUUGUAAAGCACUGAAAACAUACAAUAUGCUUUGCUUUGGAAUUUAUCGAUUAAGGGAUGCACAUCUAAGUACACCUAGCCAGUGCACUAAACGUUAUGUUAUCACAAACCCGCCAUAUGAAUUUGAGCUUGUGCCGACAGACUUGAUCUUCUGUUUGAUGCAAUUUGACCACAACGCUGGCCAGUCCCGGGCCAGUCUUUCUCAUUCUUCCCAUUCCUCCUAUUCUUCUAGCAAGAAGAGCUCAUCGGUUCACUCCAUCCCAUCAACAGCAAACCGACCGAACCGCACCAAGACCAGGGAUUCCCGGGAAAAACAGAAGUAUGUGCAGGAAGAUAGACUUUGAUAUAUGUACCUGCUCCCACUGUGUGUGAAACUUGCAUCCAUCACCCAUUCUCCCCAGUUAAUGUUUCCAACAGUAAUGUUCCCUGUUUUCCCAUGGAGUUCUCCCUUUUUGUACACAUAUUUUGCAUAUGUAUGACAGUGUGCAUGUGAUUGUCAUUUUUAUUUCACCACCAUAAAACCCUUAAGCACAACAGCAACAAAGCAGACGGACCAAAAGUUAUUUAUGAUGCUAGGGGAGAAAAAAAAAUCCAAACCCAUAGGCACACUGAAAACAUAAAUAACUCACUGCAGUAACUACUCUACAUAUCAGAAAAUAGAGUGUAUUUAACAUGAACACUUACUGUUGAUGUCAGAGUUACACAAAAAAGUCAUUUAGUGCAGAAGUGUUGAUGUAUGUUCGGGUAGUUUUUUAUAUUCAUAUUUACAGGACUUGCUACAUUUAUUUGAGGCUUAUAAAAACUAACCCAUUGGAAAAAAAGCUACUGAUUUUCACUCUAAAAGCUGAUACUGCAUAGGGCUUUCACUCUUUGUAUAGAUUUUUGUUAAGCACCUGCUUUUAUACCAAAGCAACAUCAGGGACUUUUCUGCUUGUAUAAGGACUUUCUUUAAAAUAUUAGCUUUUUGGAGAAAGUGUCUUUUCCCUUUAACACUGAAAUUGUCUGGGCAUGAAGUUGUAAAACUCCAAUGGUUUAAUUUAAGUUUAGAAAGAGUCUAAUUGCAUAUUAAAUUAUUAUUCUGUCUAUUUAUACUGCCACAUGAAUAGCUAUAUUUUCUUUCACUUUUGACAUUUGGGAUGAAAAGCCAUAUGUAUCAUAAAUAUUGGAUGUAAGUCAUUAAAAACUGCCUUCCUGGGACUUUUACAUCUUUAAAAGGUGAAUUAGUCACCUUAUGUACAGAAUAAAUAAUGUUCAGAAAAGAGCAAGCAUUUUUCCAUGCUUUAAGUAUCAGUUCUCAAGGGACUUUAUUCCUUUCCCCAGAUGGUAGUUUAACUUUUCCAGGCUACAGUGAUGGUAUAAAUCUUUCCAUAGGAGUCCUAAUACGAGGAGAUCCCCCAGAAAUCUGGGGCUGUGCUCUGAGUAGUUCUCUACAACAGGUGCCUGCUAGUAGACAGUGAGCAGGAAUAAUGGAGAGGACUGAGUGCCUUUAAGAGCUGAGAGGCUCCUCUCCCAUUUAGGAAGAAAAGGCGCUGUGCCCCAGAGUACUGGUGAGCAGAGCAAGAGGGCUGGGGUGGAAAUACCCACUGUGCCGAGGCAUCGAGGCAUUGUGCUCUGCGCUUGCCAGAAUUUGGUUCUUGUGUAGUCUCACCAGUGACACACCUGGCCAAAGAUUGUGGCAGAGAAUUAAAUAAAGUAGUGGAAAUGAACCUAUGCUAGAGAGCCACAGUUCAUUUUUUUUUUUUUAAUUUAAAAUACUAACCUCUGAGAUACAGAAAUAGUUCUAGGUGGUGUGAAGAGGGAUGUCCUGGGGCUAGUUGAAAGGGAGACCAGAAACACAUACCACCUCCUGUGACUACCCAGCAAAGAAAGCAUGCGGAGAGAAAAUAAGUAUUCAGACUUGUGAGUGACUAGCAUGGUAACUGCCAACCCAGACAAGGUGCUUUUAUGGUUAGUGCUGUUUUCUACCUUCCCCUUCCCCAAGCAUGAUAAUUUUGAAGAUUUGCUUGCUGUGUGAAUUGACAAUGAAGCCAAGCACUUUUACUGACAAAACCUGGUACCAAAUAAGUGGGCUACACAGAGUGCCUCUGUGCAGUGUUAAGCAUAAUGAUUGGAAUACAGUAUAUAUGAAUGUGUGCAUUCAAAUGCAGCUGUAAGUCCUAUCAAUGGAGAAUGUUGCAAAUUAUGUUUGCUUCCCACAAAUGAGUAUAUUACAGUUGCUCUUGAUCACAAAGACAAAUUCAUGUGUUCUUUGCAAAGGAAGUUGUUACGUUUUGCCCUAAGAAUAUUUAUACCUAUAAGGAUGUGCCAGUUAAAGUGCUCAACAGAAAAUAUGACAGUUUAAAAGCAUUGUAAAACUUACAUAGCUUACUUCUUUUUCUAAAGUGCAACAAGGAUGAAUAGAAUGGGCCAAGGUAUGACAAUUAAUGGUUCUGCAUGAUCUAGCAACUGCUGUGGGUUUCCUUCUAUAACUUGUCCUUGUGAAAACUUGUGAAAUUAAAAA
Messenger RNA from Rhea pennata, 5957 nucleotides. It is a transcript of the gene KCNMA1, whose product is annotated as potassium calcium-activated channel subfamily M alpha 1. Gene Ontology annotation, biological process: potassium ion transmembrane transport. NCBI's taxonomy places the organism in Eukaryota, Metazoa, Chordata, Aves, Rheiformes, Rheidae. Gene Ontology annotation, molecular function: large conductance calcium-activated potassium channel activity. The transcript has 27 exons. The coding region runs from base 349 to 3801 and encodes 1150 amino acids. Gene Ontology annotation, cellular component: postsynaptic membrane. The record is from RefSeq and is a predicted model, not a curated record.